Molecule: messenger RNA, 2949 nt
Organism: Carassius gibelio (silver crucian carp)
Lineage: Eukaryota; Metazoa; Chordata; Actinopteri; Cypriniformes; Cyprinidae
Gene: nr1d4b
Product: nuclear receptor subfamily 1, group D, member 4b
Exons: 8
Coding region: 577-2307 (576 amino acids)
Biological process (GO): retinoic acid receptor signaling pathway; hormone-mediated signaling pathway; cell differentiation
Cellular component (GO): nucleus
Molecular function (GO): nuclear receptor activity; RNA polymerase II cis-regulatory region sequence-specific DNA binding; zinc ion binding
Source: RefSeq, a predicted model, not a curated record
ACAUGCAGCGCGCGCAUGCCGAGGGCAUUCCGAUGCCAAACGAGUCCACGCGCGGUCAUCUGCCACUGAGAGCAAAGAGGAGGAGGAGAACCUGCAGCUCUACUACAGCAGCGUGACUGGGAGGACAGAAGGAGGGCGUGUGAAACCGAGCAACAGUUCUUGGCAUAGCUACAAUAACACAAACAAUUUAAAGGGCAAAGAAAGGAGGGGGAACUAGUGGGGGAAAGCUUAGUCACAUUUUAAAGACACCUGAAAACGUGUGAGGCUUGUGCAUAUCUCAAACUAGUUACACAGCUCUGUCUUGGAGAACGAUGCCCAGUGCACUGGCUCUGAUUGUUUUGAAGAAAAGCACUACUGUAAUGCACGCGAUACAGUCUGUGAGGACAUCUUUCAAAGAGUGAGGACGACACAUUGCCCUGCUUACUCGAAGGACGUCUGGCAUUAGAGUGUCGCUUCUUUCUCGAGACAUUGCCUGACAGACUUCGAUAAGUUCUCGCCUGUGUGGACGGACUUUGAAAAUUAGAAACCAAUACUCCGAUAGCUGCAUUUCCUUCAUCGACAGCAGGAUCAGACGCCAUGGAAGGCAGUCCAGGUGGAGGAGUGAUCCUCUAUGCAGGCUCAACUGGAAGCGCCAGCCCCAGUCCAGGAAGCCCAUCCAGUGGAUACCAAUCCCAGUCUCCAGCCUCUCAACCCUCGUCCCCAGAGGAGGUCUCUUUCACUGAGCUUGGUGCCCUUAAAAAACAUCCAACUGGAAGCAAAGCCAGUUCUGCAGGGGGCAACAGACUGGUUUUCCAAUUUCCAGAAGUAAGCAGUGCUACCCCUGUUACACCGACGGUAACAUUGUCAGGGCAGAACACCUACUCUCACCCAGUAGUCGGCAGGCGACCAAGUAUGUUCACGGGUACCUUUACCAAAACAGGAGGUAUGGUGUUGCUCUGCAAAGUAUGUGGGGAUAUUGCAUCAGGAUUUCACUAUGGUGUCCAUGCAUGUGAGGGAUGCAAGGGUUUCUUCCGCCGCAGUAUCCAGCAGAACAUCCACUAUAAGAUGUGUGUGAAGAAUGAAAACUGUGUGAUCAUGAGGAUGAACCGCAACCGCUGUCAGCACUGUCGAUUUAAGAAGUGCCUCUCCGUCGGCAUGUCCAGAGAUGCUGUGCGAUUUGGGCGCAUUCCGAAGCGCGAGAAACAACGCCUACUGGACGAAAUGCAGAGUUACAUGAACAGCCUUAAUGAAUCGGCGUCCAUGGACAUCACCUGUACUACACCCACCGAGACUCCUCCCAGCCCUGAAGAUGGCCAGGCAGAAGAGGCUAUCGGUGCGGUCUCGCAAGCUUAUCGCAAUAUCUUUGUGAACGGGGAGAAGUUGUUAGUGAAGAUUAACGAUGACAGCAACAUCAAUAACAGCAAUCCAUCUUCCUUCCAUCAUAAUCCAACACAAGAGUCCGGCUACAGCCAGCCUCACCCUCAGCCAAGCGUCUCACCCCAAGAUCACUCCAUCCAUCCCAGGACAAGCUGUCUACCACGAUCCAGAUGCCCGGUCACCAACCAUGACAGCAUACCAACAACACAAGUCAUGGACAACAGUCAGUAUAACUUCCCACAGUCCUCGAGUCCCAGUCAGGGAGCUACACCUUCUCAAAGCUGUCCAUCGAAGUACAACAAUUAUUCCACUCAGACGUCUUGUCCUUGGAGACUGAGCCCUGGUGCUAAAGUCCUGGCAUGUCCUCUCAAUGCAUGUCCCGUGUCCCCAGCCAGUCACUCCAGUCAGCAGGUCUGGGCGAGUUUCUCCCAGUGCUUCACUCCAGCUGUUAAAGAAGUGGUUGAGUUUGCCAAGAGCAUUCCAGGGUUUCAGGCCCUGAGUCAACAUGAUCAGGUCAUGCUGCUGAAGUCAGGAACCUUUCAGGUUCUAAUGGUGAGGUUCUGCUCGCUGUUUGAUGCCAAGGAACGUACCGUAACAUUCCUGAAUGGUCAGACGUACCCCCUGGCGUCCCUGCGAGUGCUAGGCAUGGGUGGCCUUCUGGACGCCAUGUUUGAGUUCAGCGAGAAGCUGGGAAACAUGGGUCUGGAGGCUGAUGAGAUGGCCCUCUUCAUGGCUGUGGUGCUGGUUUCUGCAGAUCGUUCAGGGAUCUCAGAUGUGGGGGCCGUAGAGCAGCUCCAGGAGGAUUUGAUCGGCGCUCUUCGCGCUCUCAUCACUCGACGAAGACCAGAGGACAGCUCACUCUUCCCCAAACUCCUGCUACGUCUGCCUGACCUCCGUACCCUCAACAACCAGCACUCGGAGAAACUCCUAGCCUUCCAUAUUGACCCCUGAGAACAGAAAGAGACGAUUACCAGACCGAACCAAGUCGAGGGGUCAAACGAUAGAUUCAGGGUGCUCUUCUUGUACAAUGAAGCCUUGCACAUUUCAGGCUAAACAUCUGAUUUGGACUAAGACUUACACAGACACCUCAGACAUUGAACUUUUCUAAUGCAACAUAAGAGGAACAGAAGUGUGGAGCAGAUGCUGGACAUUGGGGCUUUUCAGGAUUGUAUUCAAGAAAUGUAAAAACAGAGGAAGAUGGUGUAGAUUUUGAGGUGAUGGCUGUUUUAUAACUAGAACGUGCAAGAUCAUUGUAUAAAGUUUUGAGACGUUCUCAGUAUUGUUCUCACUCCAGAUGCUAUGCAUUUAUCAUCGUAUCCUAUUCAACAGAUUGUACAACCUUUCAGAUAAACUUCAAUUCAAUUGCACAAUUCAAUAAUUUCAUUAAACACAUCACUUUGUGGACCUUUAUAAAUAUUGUUUAUAUGUGUCAGGCAGUCAAAACCUGGGUUGUAAAAACACAUGUAUUAUAGUUGAAAUAUACUGUAUGAUAUUUUCUUAUAACUGUAUAAGACUGUAGUGUGUUCUCGUGUGCUAAUGAAGAGAGCACUCCUCGAUGUCUAUUAAAGUGUUAAACCAACUGAAUUUACAACA